GAACAAGUGCGACCGGAAAGGCUGCAGCAGUCAUGGCGUCCUCCGCGGCGACUCGAGCCGCCGCUUCCACCGCUAAAGUCGUUAAACCGAUUUUAAGCCGAGACCUGGACGAAGCUAAGCGCAGGGUCCGGGAGCUGUACCGAGCCUGGUACCGAGAGGUGCCCAACACAGUGUCACUGUUUCAGCUGGACAUCACAACACGUCAGGGAAGAGACAAAGUGAAGGAGAUGUUCGACAAAAACAAGCACGUCACGGACCCGCGCGUGAUCGACAUGUUGGUCAUUAAGGGGAAGAUGGAGCUCCAGGAAACGAUCAACGUCUGGAAGCAGAAGACCCACGUGAUGCGCUAUUUCCACGAGACCGAGGAGCCUCGUCCCACCGACUUCCUGUCCAAAUUCUACCGAGGUCACGACCCGUGAACUGUGUAGCUGUGCCCUGACCUCUGACCUCUCUCUACAUAGCUUGUGUCCAGUGUGACCGAUGUUCCCCUUGGCUGUAAAUACACACUUUAACACCCACAUA
Molecule: messenger RNA, 522 nt
Organism: Larimichthys crocea (large yellow croaker)
Lineage: Eukaryota; Metazoa; Chordata; Actinopteri; Sciaenidae
Gene: ndufa6
Product: NADH:ubiquinone oxidoreductase subunit A6
Exons: 3
Coding region: 33-419 (128 amino acids)
Biological process (GO): response to oxidative stress
Cellular component (GO): respiratory chain complex I
Source: RefSeq, a predicted model, not a curated record